AUGGCCAAAAAGUGUCCCACCUGUGGGUCACGCAAGUGGCGCAAGGAUGGUGUCACAGGAAGCGUCAUCUGCGAGGAGGGCCACGUCCUUGCCGGAGUUCGGUCCGAGAACCUCGUCAUGGAACCCACGGGCCAUGCGAUGCAGAAACGUCGCAUGCUCAAGGGUGACCGCGUGAAUAAGAGGAAGACUGAAGGACAGGCGAAUAAAGACUAUAUACAUGGAGAAGCGGCCGAAUAUCUACGCCUGCAAGGGCUGCAGCUCAUGCUUCGUCACCAGGUGGCUGCGCUGAAGAAGCUGUGGUCUCUGCCAGAUGCUCUUGAGCUCCUCAUCACCCCCGUCCCAACGCCCGACGAGGAAAGUCGGCCGGGCACGCCUGUCCCAGAAGCCGGGCCGUCUGGACCUUCGGGAGCGUUUAUUGAGCAACAGUACAAGGCAAAAACACGCAAGGACGGCUCCAAGUCGCGGCCGGGGUCGCGGUCGGGGUCGCGGUCGGGGUCGCGGUCGGGGUCUGGAUCCGACACGGAGACGUCCAACCACGGCGACGACGGCGACAAGAGUGGCGAGGACGCUGACCUCGAGGCUGAGUUAUCCGAGGUCACGGACGACGAGGAAGAGUCUGGACAAGGAGAGGCGUCUGAUUCAUGGAAACCACGUAAACGGCAGUUGAAAGCGUCAGACACGCUCGUGACGCUCAUCACUGCGCUCUGGGUGCUGCGCGUACCGUUUACAUAUGCGCUCAUUGAACGACUGGUCAACACAAACCAGAUUCCUUACAUCGACUUUUCCCAGACCACGCUCGUCCCAGCCGAAAUGGCCAAGCGCAUGAACCGCGCCGUUAAUUCCUCGUUGCGUCCCCAACGGUCCCCCGUUUCCGAGUACCUGUUUGAAUCAACACGCAGGUUUGGGCGUUUCCUCACGACGUUUGGCCAGGUGAUCCCAGAGAUCAACCUGCCGCCAGUGGCGUGGCACGUCGUGUCCCAGCUGGGCGGUAAUGCCAUCACGUAUUCCCAAGUGGUCGCCUUCCUCGAGCUCAUCGACGCCAACAUGUUCCUCAACCCCGAGACCCAGCUCGUGAUGCAGAAACGACGCUCCUCUAUGGGCGAGACGACCGACGAGCUGGGUGUCAAGCCUGCGCGGAUGUACGACAACUUUAUGCCUGAACAGAGCGUCGCUGCGGCCUUUGUCAUUGUCAUGAAACUCGCGUAUGGGCUGGACGGCGUCGACCGGCUCGCGCUGCUCCGGACGGACCCGCUCAUUGGCCUGCCGCAGCCUACCCCGUGGCUGGACGAGCUUGAGAGGCGUGUCAAGUCUGGCGAGUUGACCGGGUCUCAACAAGAGUUGGGACCGCAGCGGUUCGACCUCAUGGAACCCGCCGACAUUGACCGUUUCUUGGACCGGUGCGAGGACGUCUUGCUCAAGAACAGACACCACGGAUCAGGCGGCAACUUGUUCCCCCUCCCGCCCGCGCCGGACAUUCCAGCGCGCGACCCGCCGCUCAACUCAUGGACGGCGUUCCACGCGUCCGUGCAGCCCAUCACGCUCGCCGCGCCCGUCCCGUCGUCGACGCGCAACAAGGCCCUCCCACUCAUGCCGGGCGAGAGCUACCGGAGCUACGCCGCCGCCGACGUGACCGGCACGCUGCCGCAGGACUUUGAGCUGGUCCUCACGGCCGCGGGCCAGGUGGUCGGCCUGUCGACCCAGGUAAUGGCCCGCACGGUCGAGGCGUUUGAGCGUCGCAUGGAGACGUUGCGGCCCCGCAGAGAGAAUGCGCACAACCCCGCGCUGAGGCGCGUGCAUGCGGCGAGUGGGCUGAGGGAGAGUAAGAGUUUUGGAUAG
This is a messenger RNA of Apiotrichum porosum, 1836 nucleotides long. RefSeq lists its product as uncharacterized. Gene Ontology annotation, cellular component: RNA polymerase transcription factor SL1 complex; RNA polymerase I core factor complex. NCBI's taxonomy places the organism in Eukaryota, Fungi, Basidiomycota, Tremellomycetes, Trichosporonales, Trichosporonaceae. The record is from RefSeq and is a predicted model, not a curated record. Gene Ontology annotation, biological process: nucleolar large rRNA transcription by RNA polymerase I; RNA polymerase I preinitiation complex assembly. The transcript has 7 exons. Gene Ontology annotation, molecular function: RNA polymerase I core promoter sequence-specific DNA binding. The coding region runs from base 1 to 1836 and encodes 611 amino acids.